AUGCAAUUGAUGGAAUCCAGCAUAAGCCGUGCUCGUUUCCAUGAGCAACUACUAGCUGCAGCGUUCGACGCUUCUCAGGCCGCAGUAGCUGCUGGCUCAACCUCCAGUGCUCGAGCAUCCUUAGGCACAUUUGAUACAGUCGGUGAGUCUAGAAGUACUAAAGUCAAGAUUGCCAGACAAGCAGCUUCCAGAUCUGUCAGUGGUGGAAGUGAAAAUUCUUCGGCUAGAGCUAGCGGUUCAGAGGGUGGACGCAGGGGAGCUGUCACCACUGGCAGCGUACGUGGUGUAUUUACUGGCAAUGGUGGUGGUAUCGGCUGUGUUGGUCCCACCCCACAAGUUGUCUCUCGAUUUUUCCGGCGUGGCCUUCCUUCUACAAGCUCUCUAGGCUGUGGGUCCCUCUUUUCAGCCGAGAAUAAGGCUAGGGCUUUGGCUAGCAUCGGUGGCGGAGAGAGCACUACUGGGACCACGACACCAGCCGUGAGCUCUGGAGCCUACACGCAGUAA
Messenger RNA from Protopolystoma xenopodis, 504 nucleotides. The record is from the annotation of a GenBank genome assembly. NCBI's taxonomy places the organism in Eukaryota, Metazoa, Platyhelminthes, Monogenea, Polystomatidea, Polystomatidae.